AUGAGACCAAAAGAAUCAGAUGUAUAUAAAAGAAUUCGUUUAUUGGGAUAAGGAUCAUUUGGAAAAGCUUAUCUUUGUGAUUGUUUAAAAGAUCACUCUUUAUGUGUGAUUAAACAAAUGGACAUGAGAUAUUUAAAUGAUUAGGAAAAAAAAGUAAAUUAUUUAGAUAUUUAAAUCAGGAAACAUAUAGAGAAUUCAGAAUAAUGUCUGAAUUGAAGCAUCCAAAUAUAAUAAAUUUUAGAGAAGUUUAUAAGACUGUAAAGGGGAAAUUAUGUAUAGUGAUGGAUUAUGCUGAAGGUAAUCAUAUAUAAAAAAUAAAUUAGGUGGUGAUUUAGCUUAAGUGUUAAAGAAUACAGAUGGAUAUAUAGCAGAGUCUAGGAUUUUGGACUGGUUUACUUAAAUGUGUCUUGCAAUAAAACAUUGUCAUGAUCGUAAGAUUAUUCAUAGAGAUAUAAAAACUUAAAAUAUGUUCCUAACAAAAGAUAUGAGAAUUCGUUUAGGAGAUUUUGGAAUAGCUAGAUUAUUGAACAAUACAAGGGACAAAGCAAAAACAAUGGUUGGUACUCCCUAUUAUUUGGCACCUGAAUUAUUGGAAAAUAAACCAUAUAGUUUUAAAGGUGAUAUAUGGUCACUUGGAGUUAUACUCUAUGAAGUAAUCGAAUGAAUAUUAAAAAUUAGAUGUGUGCUAAGACUCCUCCAUUUACUGCUGAAUCGUUGGCAUAAUUAGCUCUAAAAAUAGUGCGUGGUUAAUUUUAAGCUAUUCCAAAUGUUUAUUCAUCCUAAUUAAGAACGUAAAACUAAUCUUAUAAUUAAACAAAGAUAGCCUUGUGAAUUAGCUUUUAACAGUUAACCCUGAAAAGAGACCAGCUGUUCACUAAAUACUUAAGAUGCCCAUCAUAACAAACAGAAUUAAGAACUUUUUAUCAGAAACUAUGAAAAGAAGUGAAUUUGAUCACACAAUUCUCCAUAACCAACAGAUACAUUUAUCUGAUACAACUAUUCCUUUAAUUGAUGAUUAAGAUGCAAAAGGAGACUUAAUAGAGUAAAUAACUUCAAAAGAGAAUCAAAUAAAGUAAUUGCCAGGUAUUAAGAGUCCCCCCUUUAAUUUAUAAAAGUAAAGAAAGAAUAGUGAUUUAAAGAAACUACCUGAAAUUAAAUUAUCAAAACCUGAGAGACCACCAAUAACAAGAUAAUAAACUAGUAGAUAAUAAUUGAAUCAACUUCCUAGUUAAAGAGUAUAACCAUCUACUCCUGAAAUAGGCAUUAAUAAUAAACAAAAAAACGGACGUUUUAUAACAAAAGAAAGUCCUGAUUCAUAUUAAGGUUCAGAUUAAAUUUUAGAAGAAGGAACUAAAAAUAGUGAAUAAGAAAGUCCUAAAUUCUUUAAAAAAAAUAUUGAAAUUAAACCUCAUAUAAAAAAUAUUAAGGGUCUUACAAAAUUAGAUUAAAUUUAGAAAAUUAAACUUGGAUUGAAAUCUGAUGAUGAUGCUAAAAAACCUAUUUAUAGAGUUCAUGCAUAACCAAAAAUAGUUGAAUAAUAAAAAUAGAAGGAACGAAAGGUAUCUGAAGAAAUUGUUUCAUAUUAUUAAAAAUAAGAGGAUUCAUUAAAUUAAUAGCAUUAAUUAGAAAAAAUUUCAGAAACUCCAGAAUAAAAAUUACUUAAUUAAUCAACCAUCAGUGAUUUUUAAAAUUCAGAAGAAAAUAUUGAUAAUAAUAAAAAAUAAAGUAUAUUGACACCUGGUUUUGAAUUGCAUAUAGAAAAAUAAUUUCAAGCACUUGAUAUUAUUUCAAAGAAACCAAUAAAAAUAAUCAAAGAGUCAAUUUCAAAAACAGAUGAAGAGAAAAAUAAGAAAAAAAUAUACAAAAUCAUUUAUAGAGAUCCUUUUUUAAAAAAACCUAAAACAUAGAAACGAAACAGCGAAGAAGAUAUGAAAGAAAUGAUAAAUGAACUGAAAAAUGUUCUUGUAAAGAAAUUACAUAUAUUAAAUAGUCGGAUUAAUAAAAAAAAUCAGAAGAACCAAAUCUAAAAAAUGAAGUUGAAUCUGAAGAUUCUAGAAUCUAUUCUGAAGAAUCAAGCGAAGAUUUAAGAGAUGAUGCUGAUACUCUGCCACCAAAAACAUAAGUUAAUACUUGGAUGUAAAGUAAUACUGAAGCUGUUAAUGUAUCACAAUCAUAACCAGAACCAAGAAGGAAAAUUAAUAGUAAUUAAAGAAGCUUGAAAGACAAACUAGUUGAUGAAUUAGGACAUCAUUUUGAAUAAUUAUUUAGAUUAGCUAAAUUAUGCUCACAUUUAGAGGAUUUGGGAAAACAACACAUAAAAAUGGCUAUUAUGGAUAACCUUAUAAUAGAUGAAAAUAGAGCAGAAACUUGUGCAACUCUCUUGGUUACAUUAGCCACAAUUGGUUACUGA
Messenger RNA from Paramecium pentaurelia, 2410 nucleotides. NCBI's taxonomy places the organism in Eukaryota, Ciliophora, Oligohymenophorea, Peniculida, Parameciidae. The record is from the annotation of a GenBank genome assembly.